This is a messenger RNA of Ostertagia ostertagi, 615 nucleotides long. The record is from the annotation of a GenBank genome assembly. Lineage: Eukaryota; Metazoa; Nematoda; Chromadorea; Rhabditida; Trichostrongylidae.
AUGGGAAUAAUACUCUGCGAUGAGUUUGACGAUAUAGAAGCGAACUAUCGACAAAAGCUGUUCAAUUUAAUCAGAGAAAGGGAUCAGCUGAAGGCGUUGCUGGAUCCAAGUACUAUUCCGGAGGUCCCCAAUCUACGAACUGCAUUAACGGAAGGAGUGCAGAUGCUGUCGCCGGAAACCACUCUUGUUUCAAACGAUGAGCGUUCGGCUGAUUCGCGAGUCAAAGAGCUCCAGAAGAUAGUUCAGCAGUUAACGGAAGAGAACACUCGUCUUGCACAGCUGAGAACAAUCGAGGAUACCAAAAUGGCGAAGGAGAUUGAAGAAUUAAGGAGACGGUGCAAGCUUCAAGAAAACCGAAUAUUUGAACUGGAGAAGAUUUGUGAUGAUGUGGACGAGUCGGAGAGUAAGCUCAGAAGGAGAAUUGUCGAGCUGGAGAAAAGAGAUUUCUGCUCAGAAAGUGUCCCCAAUGAAAACAAAAGUGACAAGCCUCUCCCCCCCCCCCUUCUUGAUUGCUCUUCAACACAGGAGGCACCAUACGUUUCAGCACCAACAUCACCUCAGUUGUUACAGAAAUCUCUCGAUCAAACGGAAGGUCCCAUGUAUGAGGUGAGUGGU